GGCAUCAGCUACGCGGCGCGUUCCCCUGUUCGAGACACUCGCCCCAACGCACAAUCUCUCCUCCUUCGCGGGUCGAUAUUCGACCGCGAGACAUCAUCUCCGCGUUACGCACAGUCUUCGCGACCUCGGUUUAAUCAGCGCGCUCUCCACAGAAUCUGGCUGCGUUGAUUGAUCACCAUGUCACUUGGCCGAUUCUACUGACCCGAUAUUCUUAUUUUCCGCGCUUGACCCUUUCCGCUACCGCCCCGUGUUGAACCGUCCUGGGCUGCCAUGUCUUACUUUGGCUUCAAUAAUACCACCGGCCACAACCCGGCGGCCACCGGCUUUUCCCAAGCCCACAACCCUUUCGCCGGCCUCUCAAAACGUGAAGACGAGGGUGACGCUCUUGAGUUUGAAGAGACCUAUGAUGGCCUGGGCGAUCAAUUGGAGGAAACGGGCGACGCAUUCAAUGACGAUACCUUCGGGGACACGGCCGCCCUCGAUGCCGGACCGGUAGGCAAAGAUUUCGACUUCUUUGGUUCCACGGCCAAGGUCGCCAACGCCAUCGAAGAGGAGCAUGUCCGCUUCACUCGCCAGCAGCCUGCCGCCAAGGUCCCACAGCAGGUCACUCAAUUUGCCUCCCAAGCCGCACCCCUGCCGUCUGCUCUUGGGCCUUCGUCGUACGGUCAUGUCCCCCAGUCGGCUCCCCACAAGCCCGCUCGAACUGGCUACGAGAAGUACAGUAGCGAACCCGUGGCAGAGCUACAAGUCGAUGCGGCACUUUGGGGCGUUGCGCCCAAGAAACAGCCCCAGCCGGCCGCCGCUGCGUCGCCAGCCGUGACCUCGGUUCCGACUCAGCCGACACGGAAAGUGCUGAGUUUGGAGGAGGUUGAAGCUCAGAUGCGAGCUCAGGCCAAGAAGGCUGCGCAGCAGGCCACUCCGUCCCCGGCUCCGCAACCGGCAGCUAUUCCGCCUGUUUCUCAGCCACAAGUUCCCCUGCCCAUGCACUAUGAUCAAGCAUAUCAGUUUCCGCAGCACUUUCAGCACCAGACUCCCCAGCAGUUUGAUCAGACUCGCAAGGAUCAAGGCCACGCCCAAGGACAUGGACAACCCGUUGCCAUCCUGCAAAGGCCUCAUGACAAGCAGGCACCGUCGCCCCAGCCGCCGACUCAGCCAGCUGCUCACCAUCGCCAGCAGCCAUCCUCCAGCAUGCCGCCCACACAGAUCUUGCAAAACCCCAACCGCCUUUCUGGGGAUGCAACUAGACUUGCCAUGCGCCAGCAUCCCACCCAGGUGAUGCCGGCUACCUACCCGACGCAUCCCAUCCAUAGACAGCAGGGAUCGUUUUCCCGGCAGCCGCAGAUCAUCACUCACCCAUCUCAGCUUGCCCAACUCAGCGAGGAGGAAAAGGCGGCGUAUUUGGAGCAGGAAGCAAAGAGGGCCAAGCGUAAUCACAAAAUUUUCCUCAUGUCGCGCGACAAUGGCCUCAUGACGCCACAGGACAAGAGCUUCGUGACUCGCAUCCAGCUGCAGCAGCUCGUUGCCGCUGCAGGCAACCCCAACGAACAUGGCACUGACGAGUCUCUCACCGAGGACUUUUACUAUCAAGUCCACAGCCAGAUCCAGGGUGGUCAGCGCCAACACCCUAACCAACCCCUGAACAACUUCGCACAGACGUAUCUCUUCCAGACCGGGAGUCGUCAGGGCGGCAUGCGCCGUCACCACCGUGGACCGGAGAACCACAUGCAGCGCAUGGAGCAGCAGGUCCAGCGUGCCGUUGAAGCAGCCAAGAACAAGCCCAAGAACAAGCAACUCGUGAUCGAGGGCAGCCUUGGAAAAAUAUCGUUCAGCAACGCCAAGACGCCGAAACCGCUGCUGAAUAUCAAGCGUACGGAGAGCAGCGGCGAGGCCCAUCGCCCGGCCAGCGCGCACAAGCACAUUCCGAGUGGAGGUGACAGGAAGAGCGAUUUGCGCUCCAUCGAACGCAUCUACACCACGCUGAUGGAAAUGGAGGACCACGACCGAAGCAUGCCUGCGCCCCCGGCCAAUGAAGCCGGCCCUGAGGUCAUCCAGCGGUUUGUGUCCUGGAACAGCGAGGCGCAGAUUCUCAAUAGCAGGCUUUGGGAGAGCCUGCGGAUCCACGAUCAUCCUGAAAACGGCCUUGUUCACCCAUUCAUCGCCCUCCUAUCGUAUAGCAAGGGCAUGAAGGCAAUGCCGCGCAUUUCCCGGCAUCUUAGCCACGAGCAACGCACGACGAUUCUCACCCUCAUCGUUGUGAACCUCGACAACCUGGAGGUCGUGCGCAAUGCACAGGUGACACCUGACGCCACGCAGCUCAACGCAGUCAUGCGUGAGAACGUUGAGCUCUUUGUUGUUGCCGUCAUGUCGACCCUAUUCAACGUUCUUAACGAGCUCGACCUGGACCUCGUUGCUGGGAUCCUGGGCCUAGUCUGCACCCGCAAUGUUGAUAUCAUCGCCAAGAGCCGGAUUGGCGCCUCGAUGCUCACAAUGAUUCUAAGCCGGGCCGAGAUCAUUAAGCACGGCGGCGGCGGCAGUGAGCAGUCCUGGCGCUCAUGGGAUGCGACCUACACGCAGUUCUUCGAUCUCCUUGAGCACACUCUUCCCCACAUGUUCCCCGGCCCUGUCACCGCCGGCGAUGACUUUUAUGUCUGGCAACUCCUCGCCGCCCUCGGAAUCGGCGCCAGCCCCGACCAGCAGCAGAGACUGGUGCUCGCCGUCAAGGACCGUGUCAUGGAUACGGUUGCGCUGUCCAAGACGCUACCUCAGGACCUGGCGGCUCAGCGGCUUCAGAACGUCAAUUUGUUUAUGCGUUCGAUUGGCUUGGAUGUCGAGUUGCUUCAAUGAGCUCUGUUCACGCAUCUUCUAAAUCUACGGCCUCGUGGAGGCGGCUGAGGUGACCCUGGUUUCUGGCAAAAACAAAAGGUACAAUUGGCCAUGGAGACCCGGUGUGGAAAGAGCGUUAUGCGUGCUACCACCGAGGACGGUAUUUCGGAACGACAUCAAUCCAAUAAACUAGGGGAUGGACAUGGGCGAUGGGUGAGGUGAGCGGAUUUGGUUGCGCAGCCACAGGAUCGCAGGCAAAGCGAAGAUGCAUAUUGAUUUUGUAUGGAUACUUGAGCACAGCAGGGUAGGAAUAUCAGAGUCAAAGCCCUGCCAUCGCGAUGAGUUUCUUGGCGAAACCAUAUACCAGCUCUAAUAACAGUCACGGC
Molecule: messenger RNA, 3209 nt
Organism: Parathielavia appendiculata
Lineage: Eukaryota; Fungi; Ascomycota; Sordariomycetes; Sordariales; Chaetomiaceae
Exons: 3
Coding region: 271-2844 (857 amino acids)
Biological process (GO): deadenylation-dependent decapping of nuclear-transcribed mRNA; P-body assembly
Cellular component (GO): P-body
Molecular function (GO): RNA binding
Source: RefSeq, a predicted model, not a curated record